Messenger RNA from Mesorhabditis belari, 783 nucleotides. Lineage: Eukaryota; Metazoa; Nematoda; Chromadorea; Rhabditida; Rhabditidae. The record is from the annotation of a GenBank genome assembly.
AUGAGAAAUGCAAUGGACAAAAUCAUCGACGGUGUCGAUCUGAAUGAACACCCGAAAAGUGUUUUCUCGACCUAUCAUGAAGACAAGCAUCUCGUCGAUGAUUAUUUCAUGACAAGUACGGAUAAAAUUCGGGUUUUCUUCGAGGACGGAGCUCUUGAUUCAAAAGGGGAACUUCUAGUCGAGAAAAGACGAGCAUUCAAUAAAAUUGGACACGGCCUCCACUGGAGAGAUCCGGUCUUUAAAAAGUUCAGCUUUCACCCAAAGAUCAAGGAAAUUUUCAAAAAACUCAACUUUAUCGAGCCGGCAAUUGUACAAAGCAUGUACAUCUUUAAGCAACCAGAGAUUGGCGGAGCUGUGACUGAUCAUUUUGAUGCCACUUUUCUCUACACAACUCCCAUCGAUCAUUUGAUCGGUAUCUGGAUAGCUUUGGAUGAUGCAACGCUUGAGAAUGGAUGUCUCUCUUUUAUACCGGAAAGUCACAAACAAACAACAGUCGACUAUCGUUUUGUGCGAACAAAUGACACAAGUGGUGGUCCGUUGUUGAAAUUUUCUGGUAAUCGUCCCACUUAUGAUCAAGAGAAAUUUGUACCCGUUCCUAUCAAAAAAGGGUCAGCAAUUCUUAUCCAUGGCUUGGUGAUUCAUAAAAGUGAGGCGAAUCGAUCGAUGAAAAGUCGUCAUGUCUAUACGAUGCAUAUUAUGGAAAGAAAGGAGACAAAAUGGAGUACAGAGAAUUGGCUUCAAGAAACAGAUGAGUUCAAAUUCCCGAAUCUCUACAAUGACGCU